Molecule: messenger RNA, 1425 nt
Organism: Aspergillus calidoustus
Lineage: Eukaryota; Fungi; Ascomycota; Eurotiomycetes; Eurotiales; Aspergillaceae
Source: the annotation of a GenBank genome assembly
AUGCCACCUUCACCUUCUGCGCUCGUUCUUCGUCCGGUGCAGACUGCCGUACCACCUGAUACCAUCUGGUCGCGCGUACCCGAAGAUGCUUUCAGAGACCACCUCGUUACAUUGGAGAAGCAGACGAAUGCGGUCCCGAUGGAUGUCUUGACCGCAGGAGAGGAUGAUGGUAUUAACAACUACGACAGCUCCAGUCAAUUCCUGUCACUAAAGACGGAGAAACAGGUCGCUGAUGACCUCGCCUACCUCGCUGCUGUCACCGAGGGAGCGCAGAGCGUGGCCGCCGUCUGUCUCACGCAACACAUUGGGCCCUCGCUCGCUCCGGGGUCUCCUACGUUGGUAAUACACGUCGCGGGAAUGGAUGUCAUCGAUGAGAAUGUCAAGGGAAUGCUUGACUCUGUUGUCGCGCAGCUUCAUCUUGCGGAGCCCGACCGCACUCAGGUCAUCUUCGGCUCGAUCAUCCAGCAGCAUCAGCAGAAACUCCUUGGCCGACUUCGUUCACGAAAAUGGAUCAAGCCGAGGCAUCUGGCGAGGACACACAAGAAGCCUCUAUGGCAGGAUUUUGAAAAUCUCCUACACCGGGCUCAGCAUAUCUACCCUAGGAAGCCUGAACGCAGGAUCCGGGAAGCAACCGAAUCAUCUAUUCGCCAAGUCCGUAAAGUGUAUGAGGAUUUCGAGACUUCAGCCGAUCAGACUGCCCAGGCGCUUCAGCAGCUCGUGAAAGCAACCUUCACGUGGUGCAAAUCGCCGCUGAUAGGCGAUUACGCAUCGAAACUCGACAGCGCAGGGCUCACUCGUCAGAUCGCCGCGGCACUCAAGACACUUCGACAGCUCGAAAAGAUCGGCUCAUACUGGCGAAUUGCGGAAGACCUGGUCGCAGUGGCGGACCAGCAUCCACAUAUCUUCCAACGCAUUGAGCUCCGGUACCUUACUCCUUACGCGAGCAUACCGACCAGUAUCGCAUACGAAUCAUGGGCUUACACGUGCCACGUUCACGCUGAAAUCCAACUCGUCGUCGAGCUUGCGAAAAGCACCUCAAAACAAGCUGAAUCCGAAGCCGAAGUCGGUAAUGUAUCGACAGUCGAAAUGCGACCACGGACAAUCGGCACGAGCAAGUACCUGUGUUACUUAUGUUAUCUGUUCCUGCGAUACCAUGGAGCCUUCCAGAUGCUCAGUACGCAUGGGCGUCUGUAUGACCAGUGGACUGUUCCUGAUUUGGUCGAAUAUGACACGGCCACGAGGGAUAAGUUCUCUUCUGUGCUUAAAUGCUUGGAUGAACAUGUUGUGGAGCAGAUCGAGGAGACGAAAUGUGUCAUCUGGCGAGCUGAGCCUAUGACGAGUCGUCAGAAUUUGCUCUUAUUAGGUGCUGAACAGCCAGAUGGGGGUACUUUGGAGGAUGGCGUUGACAGUGUUGCUUUGUCCUGA